CGAGGGAGAUAUGUUCCUAGUAGGUUGUUCUUUUUACCACAAAGAGAGAUGGCUGACCAAAUGAUAGAUUAUGAUCCAGAGGAACUUUACAGGUAUUCAGCCCAGAAAUGGCUGUGGAAUGAACCGGCACAACUGCUCAGCAGAUACGUCCAAUUCAAUAUGGACGCCCUUAUCCAUGUUGCGGAAGAAGCUGCAGGACACGGGUCAGUCUGUGUAAAUGUAUCAAAGCUGCCAGAAGGAAAUUCCAACAAAGUGUUCCUUGUCACAAUGGAAGAUGGGGAACAACUUAUCGUCAAAAUCCCAAAUCCCAAUUCGGGGCCUGUCCACUACACCACGGCAUCUGAAGUGGCAACCAUGCAAUUUGUCAGAGAGAUACUUCAUAUUCCCGUUCCGAAGGUCCUUAGAUAUUGCUCGAGGGCUAGCGAAAGCAAGCUCGGCGCGGAAUACAUUGUGAUGGAGAAAGCUCCCGGUAUUGAACUUGGUAAAAUAUGGGAAGAUCUCAAGAGUCGCGAUAAACUUUCCAUCGUGGAACAGAUCGCCGCUAUCACCUGCACACUCGCUCGAUCCCAGUUCCCAUACCAUGGCGCACUUUACAAAAGACAAGAUGUUACCCGAUCUGAGAGCUUCGUCCUUGACGAUGAGUUUGCUAUCGGGCCUACGACUGGGCGAGCAUGGUUCGACAGUAGCAGAGCAGAGGUCGAAGUUUCUCGGGGUCCUUGUAUGUGUCUUACUUACCUUGAAUGGACCUCAGCAGGAAAUGUGAUGAAGGCAAUAGUGCAGCGAGAAAUAGCAUGUCUAGAGAAAUUCUCAUCCUUCCCCCGGCAUACUCAGCAAGGCAUGUUCGGCGGACCUGGCGGUUACCAUCCAACCAAGGAAGCGAAACUAUCGGUUCUUCACGAUUUCCUCAAAAUCUUUCCUUGUCUUCUCCCGACAAACGAGAAGCUCUCUGCAGGUGUACUUUGGCACAACGACCUUCAUAUGCAUAACAUAUUCGUCGACAGCGAAAACCCAUCUCGGAUCACGAGCAUUAUAGAUUGGCAAGGCACACCUGUCUACCCCAUGUUCCUGAUUUGCCAUUAUCCCUCCUUGAUUGAGUACGAGGGACCAAAGUUAGAUGGAUUUACUCAACCCGUUCUCCCUGAGAAUAUCAGGACACUUGACCCCGAGGCUAAAAAGGCUGCAAAGGACUUGUUCCUUUCUCAGUCUUUUUGGCUUUCAUAUGAGAUAGAUGUGCAGAAAGCUAUACCCGAGCUGCUGUAUGCAUUCCGUUAUAGAGAGACAUUGCCCGGCCAAAUACUAGGAAUCAUUGGGUCUACAUACGAUGAUGGAGAACCAUAUGUGCAAAGCUUACUUGCGGAUAUCACCGAAGAACAUGCCUGGAAGCAGCUGGUUGGAGUGGACGAGAAUGGCAAUCCUAAAGUGUUAUGCCCUUUGAGGUAUUCAAAGCAAGACAUGGCAAGAUUCAAGACAGAGUACGCCAAAUGGGAAAAGGACAUUGAAAGGAAGGCACGGGUAAUUGAGCAGAUCGGCGCCUAUACAGGCUGGAAUGGUGCAGUUUCUCCUCAUGAUUACAACGAGGUAGCGAAGAGACUUGCUGUGGCAAAGCAGGAUUUUCUGGCUCGGGAGUCAGCAAAUGAAGAAGAGAGAGCGAUAUGGGAAAAGCUCUGGCCGUUUCAAGAUUCUGUGAAAUGA
This is a messenger RNA of Penicillium psychrosexuale, 1692 nucleotides long. Its product is annotated as phosphotransferase family protein. The record is from RefSeq and is a predicted model, not a curated record. The annotation marks the transcript as partial. Gene Ontology annotation, cellular component: mitochondrion. The transcript is spliced from 3 exons. Lineage: Eukaryota; Fungi; Ascomycota; Eurotiomycetes; Eurotiales; Aspergillaceae.